This is a messenger RNA of Monoraphidium neglectum, 459 nucleotides long. RefSeq names its product Bardet-Biedl syndrome 5 protein. Lineage: Eukaryota; Viridiplantae; Chlorophyta; Chlorophyceae; Sphaeropleales; Selenastraceae. Gene Ontology annotation, molecular function: phosphatidylinositol-3-phosphate binding. Gene Ontology annotation, cellular component: BBSome; ciliary basal body. Bases 1 to 459 code for a protein of 152 amino acids. The record is from RefSeq and is a predicted model, not a curated record. The transcript is spliced from 3 exons. Gene Ontology annotation, biological process: cilium assembly; intracellular transport.
AUGGAGCGCGCGCCGUCGCUCGCCGAGUCGCUGUUUGGGCGCCGCGCUGAGCCGGAGGUGUGGCAAGACCGGGAAGUGAGGUUUGACCUGGGGCCGGCCGAGCUGCAGUGCCGCAGGGGAGAGGAGGUGCUGGAUUACCUGGACUGCGUGGAGGACACCAAGGGAAACAAUGGGGAGCCGGGGGAGCUGACUUUCACCAACCUGCGGCUGAUGUGGGUGUGCACCCGCAGCCGCCGCACCAGCAUCAGCGUGGGGCUGGACUGCAUCACGCAGAUCACGGUCAAGCCGGCGGCGUCGCGGCUGAGGGGCAACGUGUCGGCGCUGUACCUCUUGACGCGCCACGGGACCCAGCGCUUUGAGUUCAUAUUCACGGCCCUGGAGGCGGGCGGCGGCGGGCCCGAGCUGCUGGCGGUGGCGCAGGUGCGCCCCCGCCCGCGGCCGCAGGGGCGGGCGUGGUAG